AUGGGAGCAGAUGUGGGUUUGGGAUCGGUAAGUUUGGCGUUGAGCGUUCUAUCUCGCGGUCAAGUUAUCAUCGAAUUCCUUAUCGAAUGGGUUCGGUCAUCCAAACACUAUGGCGAGGACGUUCGUGUCAUCCGGACAAGGCUCAGUACCCAAAGCGCUCGCUUGAGUGCCUUCUCAGCAUUCUUGGAGAAGGAAAGUAAGCCUGGUGUAAGCCAUUUCAACGAGCUUUCAGAUGUAUUCCGGCGGUCGAUAUGUGGUAUGACGGAGGAGCUUGAAUUGACUUUCGACUCUUACUAUUCUCUCAUCAACAAAUACAAGAUUGAAGAUUUGCAGAGAGGGUUCGAAACACAAAUGGUGAUUGAUGAGAGUAGCGGUCCUACUAAGAAAAGGACAUCGAUAGUGGCCGCCAGCAAGAAAGAGAGCGAAGCUAGGCAAAAGGCCGCAUCAUUCCGGAACAUCUCUACAUGGGGAUUGUUUCGGAAAAAGAACGUAUUUGAUUUAAUCAACAAAAUCGAAUCGUGGAACGAUCAGCUCCAAAACUUCCUCAUAUGCGGACUUUGUUUCGGGAAAGGCCCAAGGAUAGGAGAGAUGCUCAAGGCACCAGGACUGGGCGAGCUUCGAGUCGACAUCGGCAUCGAGCUGCGAGGCCUCAUUCUGGAGGACCCAAGGACUCUAGAUGACUACCUCAAGACUGAAUGGAUUCUUUCUAGACUUGAAGAUGAGACAGACCCUCGAAUACAGACUCUGACGACAAGGAGUCCUGAUCAGAGCUUACCCACGUCGCGGAAGGUGUUUGUGGAGUAUAAAGAGUUCAGAGUUCGGCGGGGCGGCACCGGACCUUCUGAAUCAGUGUUGAGAGGAGUGUCCUCAUUAGCAAAACUCCUCAGUCAGCCACGAGCCCCCGAGGCAGGCUUUCAGACGUUGAAAUGCAACGGCAUCAUCCGCCAAACAGCUCCAAGACAGCGAUUUGCAUUCAUUUUCGACCUGCAUCCAGAUCAACUUCAAGGAACUGCAAGAAUCAUAAGCAUUGCACAAGCGAUCAGCACAGGCUUUGCCCACCGGCCCACUUUGGGAGAGAGAUUCUGCAUGGCUAAGAGUCUUGCAGUCUCAUUGUUCCAGUUCCAUUCCGUGAAUUGGCUGCACAAAUCAGUUAGGAGCUCCAACGUUCUAUUCACCAGCGAGGAGGCGCAUGAUGGGCCCCCUCGACCUGGCUUCAGCCGGCCUUUCUUAGUAGGGUUUGAGUUUGCAAGGGCCGAAAACGACAUGUCUACUACUGAUCAGGAGGACUCCGUACUGGUAAACAUUUACCGACAUCCCGACAAGCAGGGUCCACCUGAAGAGCGAUUCCAUGCCCUUCACGACAUUUACGCACUUGGGACCGUGCUCCUAGAGAUAGGAAUCUGGCGGCCGCUUAUUGGUUUCGACCGCAAUUUUGAAAAAAUGAAGCCACUUGAAGUGAAGCAAUGCCUGGAAGCCCAUGCACGGGAGCGUCUGCCCCACUACAUGGGCGUAGAGUAUACAGAAGCCGUUUUGUCCUGUCUGCAGGGUACGCUUCUGGACGACGAAGCCGAGGAUGCUGGAGAUGUAGGCAGUGAUGCUUGGAGAGAAUACAUUCAGUCAGGCUUUUGGGUACAUGUCAUCGAGAAGAUCCAUAAGGGGACGGGGCUAAAAUGA
Molecule: messenger RNA, 1674 nt
Organism: Bacidia gigantensis
Lineage: Eukaryota; Fungi; Ascomycota; Lecanoromycetes; Lecanorales; Ramalinaceae
Exons: 2
Coding region: 1-1674 (557 amino acids)
Source: RefSeq, a predicted model, not a curated record